This is a messenger RNA of Pleurotus ostreatus (oyster mushroom), 1209 nucleotides long. RefSeq lists its product as uncharacterized. The record is from RefSeq and is a predicted model, not a curated record. The transcript has 2 exons. Lineage: Eukaryota; Fungi; Basidiomycota; Agaricomycetes; Agaricales; Pleurotaceae. The coding region runs from base 1 to 1209 and encodes 402 amino acids.
AUGAGCGGGCAAUUCUAUUCGUCUGCGAUCACCCCGACCCGCGGGACGAGUCUACGACAGCGAGCGUCGGCGUCGGGGAGCACUACCCCAAGCAAGAGGCCAAGUUGGCCGGACGAGGAUUGGGGGGCGGAACUAGGCGGUCGACCGCCGCAUACGAGAGCGUCCACCGAGGGUAUUCCCCAGGACUGGAACAGUGGGCGACACCCUCUCCAGAGUGCGGACGUGGUCAUGAGCUCGGAUAGGGCUGGCACUACUCGGCCUCAUCUCGCUCGACUGAGCGACUGGAAGGAUAAGAAGGGGGAUGAUGAACCCCGCCCGCCAACUCCCCGCGAUCGGUACCUCUCCGGUAGCCAGGACGAUAUGGAGGAGAAGGAGGUUAUAGUGCACGAAGUUGCCUCUUCUGACUCGCUAGCUGGCGUAGCACUCAAGUAUGGCAUCAGCCUGGCCAAUUUACGCAAGGCUAAUCACCUAUGGGCAUCCGAUUCCAUUCACAUUCGCAAGGUGCUCUACAUCCCUCUGGACAUGCUGCCAACGCAAGCAGCAGCGCCGUACAGAGCCAUGCUACGGGAAAUGAAUCGGGAGCAGGAGUCUGAAGCAGAAUGGACGUCGACUAUCCGACGUAUUCCCGCAUCUCGUCUUUCGUUCUUUCCCCCUUCUUCACAGUCUAUGGAUACCCAACCACAACCAAUACCAGCGUACAACAAUAACAAUAACAAUAUCGGUCAUCACACUCGCUCAUCCACCGCUCCCUCUGCAUCACUAACGACGCUGUUAACCGCGCUACCCAUCGCCGCAUCGACGCGUGACACCAUCAUCGCCCGACUUUCCUUCGAUUCCUCGCGAAAUUCAUCCGUCAGCGACGACCACGAAAUGGAUAGCAUUUUCGCGCCUACGGCCGAUCCCGCCAAGACGCCCAAGGCUCAAUAUCAAGAACCCAGCGUGGCCAAAGGAAAAGGCCGGGUGUCACCGCCGCCAUCACCCACCCGUGACCGCUCUGCUCUUCGCCGCUCGACGUCCCGUCGCAGUGACCACGAGGUCGCGCAAGAGGCUGGCUAUGACUUGGCGGCGAAGGUGCACCUCACUGCGACAGAGUCGCGACCAGCCAUAAUACGGACGGCGCAAAUGGAACCAUCUCCAUCUAUGCAGCUGCCAAACUUGUCACGCUCACGCGGUCGAAUAAAGACCGACGAUGAUCAUGAACUGUGGUAG